GUUAGACUUUGCUGCUCUGGGAGUAUUCGAAGCCUUUAUUACGCCAAAUUGCGUCAGGCCACAAUGGCACUUGCGUCCGCCGUUAUCUAAUCAACCUCCGCUAUCACCUGCGGUGGGUCACCUCCCCUCCGAUCGCCACACUCAAGUCUGACUACGUGCUCCCCGCGCUCGACACGUCCUCGGCUAUCCUGCGCCUGGGUCCUGCGCCCUCGGCACCUCCCGCCAUGGAAUGGUCGCGAAUGCGAUCGAUAAAAGGCAGUUCCCACCUCCGUGUCGUGCGCGACAGCGAUGCGCGAUGGAAGAGCGUCAAUGGGCUGCGAUAAUGGACUGAUUGCGUGCUGCUUGCUACCCUUUGCAAAUUCCCCGCGCUCGACACCCGGCGGCAUAUAAGGGACGCGACCGCCCCCGACAUGCCCAACGCCAAGCGCCCCACGUCCUCGACCCCUUUCCCCGAGCCCCACAUACGAACGCGUUGAACAACUCGAAGAUGGUCGCUGCACCCAACUCCCCGAUCACCACCGCGAAGCCGGUCGCGGUCGACUAUGACAACCUCGCGGGAUCGCUGAGCGCGUACAAGCACGUCGACCUCACGCCGCACAUUGGGACGAAGUUCCCGGACCACAGCGUGCAGCUCUCGCAGAUCCUGAAGGCGCCGAACGCGGACGAGCAGCUUCGCGACCUCGCUGUGCUCGUCUCGCACCGUGGCGUCGUGUUCUUCUCGAACCAGGACAUCACGAUUGAAGAGCAGAAGGUGCUCGGGCAGAAGCUUGGCGAGCUCACCGGCAAGCCCCAGACGUCGAAGCUGCACCUGCACCCCAUCAGCGAGGUGAAGAGCGAGCUGGGCGCGGAGGUGUCGGUGAUCGACUCGAAGAUGGGCAUCGCGCGCGCCGGGCUCAGGCAGGAGAAGGAGCGCGCGAGCAAGGGCUGGCACGCAGACAUUACCUUCGAGAACAUCCCCUCCGACUAUGCUAUCCUGAAGAUGCACACCCUCCCGAAGGUUGGCGGCGAUACCCUGUGGGCGAGCGCAUACGAAGCAUACGACCGCCUCUCCCCUGCCUACCGCAAGUUCCUCGAGGGCUUGACUGCUAUCCACAAUGCGGACUUCUUCAACGAGUACGCUCGCGUUCACGGCCUCCCCAUCAACGAGCUUCGUGGCGCACCCGACAACAAGGGCUCCGACCUCACCGCUAUCCACCCUGUCAUCCGCACGAACCCCGUCACUGGCUUCAAGGGCUUGUUCGUGAACCCGAACUUCACCAAGCGCAUCGUCGAGCUCAGCCUCGACGAGUCCAACGACGUGCUCGCCUUCCUUGCGCGCCACGUCUCCGAGAACCACGAUCUCCAGGUGCGCUUCACCUGGUCGCUCAACGACCUCGCGAUCUGGGACAACCGCUCGACGUUCCACACCGCGACGAACGACUACAACAACGACGACAAGCGGCAGGGGAACCGCGUUGUCAGCCUCGGCGAGCGUCCGUUUUUCGACCCCGAGAGCAAGUCGCGGCGGGAGGCGUUGGGGAUUACGUGGUGAAUAUGAAUGGCAUGUCGGCCUGAAUGGCCGCCUAUGAAAAUGACUUCGAAGGCGAAAGACGGAGUGUAUCACUAUUAUUAUUGACUUGCAUCACGACAUGUACUAUGCUUUGUGGAAAAUUGGAUUUCAUGUUUAUCUGUC
Messenger RNA from Schizophyllum commune H4-8, 1672 nucleotides. RefSeq names its product taurine catabolism dioxygenase. Gene Ontology annotation, molecular function: 2-oxoglutarate-dependent dioxygenase activity. NCBI's taxonomy places the organism in Eukaryota, Fungi, Basidiomycota, Agaricomycetes, Agaricales, Schizophyllaceae. The record is from RefSeq and is a predicted model, not a curated record. Bases 488 to 1531 code for a protein of 347 amino acids. The transcript has 5 exons. Gene Ontology annotation, cellular component: cytoplasm.